This is a messenger RNA of Aphidius gifuensis, 984 nucleotides long. Its product is annotated as jerky protein homolog-like. Gene Ontology annotation, cellular component: nucleus. The coding region runs from base 1 to 984 and encodes 327 amino acids. The transcript has 2 exons. The record is from RefSeq and is a predicted model, not a curated record. Gene Ontology annotation, molecular function: DNA binding. Lineage: Eukaryota; Metazoa; Arthropoda; Insecta; Hymenoptera; Braconidae.
AUGAAUGAAAAACUUGGUGGUACUGAAGAUUUCAAGGCCAGCACUGGUUGGCUCCAGAAAUUUAAAAAUUGCCAUGGUAUACGUAAACUAAAAGUACAAGGUGAAUCAUUAUCAGCGUAUUCAAAUGCUGCUGAAGAAUUCAAUGAAAAAUUCAGCUCAAUUAUAGAUGAAGAAGAGUACGGCAAAGAUGACAUUUACAAUGCUGAUGAAACAGGCUUGAACUGGAGAUCAUUGCUCAAAAAAUCACUUGCAGCUCGUCAAGAAAGUGCCGCACGUGGCUUCGAAGUUUCAAAAGAGAAAAUCACAAUCAUGACAUGUGCUAAUGCAGCUGGUACACAUAAAUUGCCAUUAUUGGUGAUUGGAAAAUCGAAAAAACCCAGGUGCUUAAAAAAUGUUACAAGUUUACCUGUGACUUACACAGCUCAAAAAAGUGCUUGGAUAGACUCGAAAUUAUUUAUCAAUUGGUAUGAAAAUGGUUUUAUAAAAAACCCAAUGGAUCAGGGGGUAAUUGAAAAGUUUAAACGAAUGUAUAGAAAACAAAUGCUGAGAAGUUUGUUAUUGAAUGAUGGUACUGAAAAAGGUGUAAUUCAAUUUGCAAAAGCAUUGACGUUAAAGCACUGCUGCUAUAUGGCAGCAGAUGCUUGGUUAAAUUUAACAGAAGAAAAUUUAAAAAAAGCAUGGAUGAAAUUGUGGUUAGAGCCAGUGGAAGUAGAAACUAAUGAAAAGACGGACAAUGUUAAUGACAUUGUUGAUUUAUUCAAUCAACUUCCUGAUUUUAAUAACUGUGACAAUGAUGAUGCAAAUGAUUGGUUAACAACUGAUGAGAAUGAUCCAGGAUAUCAUGUUCUUCAUGAUGAUGAAAUUAUUAAUUUAUCACAAAAUGCAAGUGUUAAUCACAUGCUGAAGCAUUCAAAGCAUUUGAGACUGGUCUUGAAUGGUUUGAAAAGCAAGCAGAAAGUUGUUCUGCUCAGUUGCUACUUCUGA